This is a messenger RNA of Gracilinanus agilis (Agile Gracile Mouse Opossum), 972 nucleotides long. Its product is annotated as olfactory receptor 5D18-like. Gene Ontology annotation, molecular function: olfactory receptor activity; G protein-coupled receptor activity; odorant binding. Gene Ontology annotation, biological process: G protein-coupled receptor signaling pathway; sensory perception of smell. The record is from RefSeq and is a predicted model, not a curated record. Bases 1 to 972 code for a protein of 323 amino acids. Lineage: Eukaryota; Metazoa; Chordata; Mammalia; Didelphimorphia; Didelphidae. Gene Ontology annotation, cellular component: membrane. The transcript has a single exon.
AUGGUGACCAGUGAGGGAAAUCACACUUCUGUUGCUACAUUUGUCCUCUUAGGUUUCACAGAUUACCCAGACCUUCAGUUGCCUCUCUUCCUGAUAUUCUUGAUCAUAUAUUUUAUAACUGUGGUGGGAAAUCUGGGAAUGAUUGGCAUCAUUCGAAUCAACCCCAAACUUCACACCCCUAUGUACUUUUUCCUCAGCCACUUGUCCUUUGUGGAUUUCUGUUAUUCCUCCAUCAUUGCUCCCAAGAUGUUGGUGGAUUUACUCAUAGAAGACAGAAGCAUCUCCUUCUCUGGCUGUUUGGUUCAAUUUUCAUUCUUUUGUACCUUUGUGGUGACUGAGGCUUUCCUGCUAGCAGUAAUGGCUUAUGAUCGCUUUGUGGCUAUUUGCAAUCCUUUGUUGUACACAGUUGUCAUGUCCCAGAAGCUUUGUACCCUGUUGGUGGCAGGAUCCUACUCAUGGGGUAUGGUCUGUUCCCUCCUACUCACAUGUUAUGCUGUCCAAUUAUCAUUUUAUGGAUCUAACACAAUUAAUCACUUUUUCUGUGAAUUCUCAUCUCUGCUGACUCUCUCUUGUUCUGAUACACAUUUCAAUCAGAUGCUGCUUUUCAUCUCUGCCACCUUUAAUGGUUUGAGUACACUUUUGAUUAUCCUGGCCUCUUAUGUAUUCAUUUUUGUCACUGUCCUGAAGAUGAAUUCAUCUAGUGGAAGACGUAAAGCCUUCUCUACAUGUGCCUCUCAUCUGAUGGCCAUCACUAUCUUCCAUGGGACUAUUCUUGUCCUUUAUUGUGUGCCCAACUCCAAAAACUCUCAGCUUAUGUUCAAAGUAGCUUCUGUGUUUUAUACAGUGGUAAUCCCCAUGCUAAAUCCCCUAAUCUACAGCCUUAGGAACAAAGAGGUAAAAGAAACUGUCCUCAAGUUAAUGGAUAUUAACAUCAAGUUAAGGGACAUUCUCCAUGUGCACAUUAACAGUUAA